AUGUCCUACAUCUCGCAACAGAACGCACCUUCGUCCCGGCCUAUCGUCCUUCCUUCAUCCUCAAUCGGAGGUGGUCUUGAAGCUACGCCCCCUUUUGUCAGGGCAUACCCUCCUGUCCUUGAUUCAUAUGGAAUCUCGUCAUCCGAGUUCAUGGCUAUCGUUGACGCUGUCAACAUUGCUCUCGCUGAGCCCGCACCUUUCAAAGCCAUGCAAAUUGCGGGCGAUGGUCUAGGUUUUGCGCCUGAUCCUGUUUGCCAGGGUGUUUCCUUGGGUCUCGGUCUAGCUGCAGGCGCUGCGACAGCUGCGACAGCAUACAUUAGGCCUAAGAAGGUUCUUGAAAGGGUGAACCGUGACAUCUUUGCUCCAAAGGGCCUAAAGAUGGAGAUCUUGAAGGAUGAGGAGGUUAUGCGACGACUCAAGAUGACAGCCAAAAGUAUUGAGCCGUUGCAGAGACUCCAAGAGAUCAGUCAUGGCGUCGAAGUCUUGUCUUUCGAUGUUGAACCCCCAGUCAAAUCCAGCAAUGUGAUAGAUCGCGUCAGCGCAAAGCAAGCCGCGAUGAAACAGGCCAAGAAGGAGGAGAAGAAACAAAAGAAGGCAGACAAGCGAUACCAGAAGCGUGAAAAGGCGGCCGAGAAGUACAACUACCCGAUCGAGUCUAUCGAAGAGCGGUACGACUCAGAUACGGAGAGUCGCAUAGAGAAUGAGGCUAAGAUUGUGGGAUUGGAGGAUAAGAUCCUGGAGAUAAAUGCACAGGCGGAUGCGAAGCUGGAGGGUGCAAGCGACAAGAAGAUUCGCGAGAUUGAGAAGAGGCGGAAGAAAGACCUGGAGGAAGUGGAAAAGGACCGAGCGAAGUUACUGGAGAAGCAUGAGAAGGCUUUGGCCAAGUCGCAGAAGAAGUCGGGGAAGAGAGAAGAGAAGGACGAGAAGAAGGUAGCGAAGCUCGAAUGGCUUAUGGUUCGAGCCCUGUGA
Messenger RNA from Fusarium graminearum PH-1, 969 nucleotides. RefSeq lists its product as uncharacterized. The record is from RefSeq and is a predicted model, not a curated record. Bases 1 to 969 code for a protein of 322 amino acids. NCBI's taxonomy places the organism in Eukaryota, Fungi, Ascomycota, Sordariomycetes, Hypocreales, Nectriaceae. The transcript has a single exon.